AUGGCCAAUAGUGGUACACUCACAUUUGCAACUGCUGGCGCCAAGUCAUCAAUCGAGAAGAUACGCCCAUACAUCAAAGGUAUCAUGGGGCGUGAUGAAAUCUCUUUUGAAGACGAGCCAUAUAGUAACGCGGCGAAGUUCAAGCUCAUCGGCAAUGACUUCGCCCUGAACGCUAUUACACAGCUUGCUGAAUCCUUGACGCUGGCCGAAAAAAUCGGGCAUUAG
Fusarium odoratissimum NRRL 54006 is the source of this 225-nucleotide messenger RNA. RefSeq lists its product as uncharacterized. Bases 1 to 225 code for a protein of 74 amino acids. The transcript has a single exon. The record is from RefSeq and is a predicted model, not a curated record. Lineage: Eukaryota; Fungi; Ascomycota; Sordariomycetes; Hypocreales; Nectriaceae. Gene Ontology annotation, molecular function: oxidoreductase activity, acting on the CH-OH group of donors, NAD or NADP as acceptor.